Astrephomene gubernaculifera is the source of this 1534-nucleotide messenger RNA. The record is from the annotation of a GenBank genome assembly. NCBI's taxonomy places the organism in Eukaryota, Viridiplantae, Chlorophyta, Chlorophyceae, Chlamydomonadales, Astrephomenaceae.
AUCUCGGCAACAAUGAUCAGGUUUGAUUUGUCCCACCGCGACCUACCUUUAGGCGCGGGCUGUCGCAUUUCGUCGGCAUGUAAGCCAUUCUCCGUUGGGGCAACGGCACUGGCCUCAACCCGCGCUUGUCGUUACCACCACACCCAGCGCUCCGGGCACAUACCUCUGCAAUUUUCCUUGGGGGGGCGGCAGCAGCGAUGCAGUCCUCCCUUGUCGCUUCGUCAUGCAACAGUUGACAGCAACACUUGCAACCUGGUGCAGGUUCCCAUGACAAGCGCAACGACAGCAGUCAGAUGCAGAUCCAAACACAACCCAGACGGCAACUCAUCUUUCGACUUCUAGCGGGCGGCGUUACCGCUGGCCCAGUUGCGUGGCUGCUGACCGCAUGUCUCCCUGCAUCAGCGCCAUCCAUCUCAGACAUCCUGCCGCUGCCAACUCCGGUCGGUCCCGCCGCAGCACUUCCCUUGGGCCCGCUAGGCCCGGUGGUGCGUGUGGGCGACGCCAAGCGCACCGGACUUACAACGGAGGAAGUGGCGGCCAUCUUGUCGCGUGACCUAGCGGAGGGGAAGUACUUUGUGACAGGGCGCCUCACUAAAGAGAUCUUCGCGGACGACUGCAGGUUCGUGGACCCAACCAAUGAUGUGAGGGGCCUGUCUCGCUACUUGACGGCGCUGGGGGUCCUCUUCGACCCACGGGUCAGCAAGGUGGAGUUGUUGGGCAUUCGGGUGAGCGGGCCUCGCUCCAUCGAGGCGGACUGGCGACUGGGUGGCUACCUGAACCUGCCCUGGAACCCGCGGGUGGAGCCAUUUGAGGGUCACACCCAGUACAGCCUGAACGAGGCGGGGCUGGUUUCGGAGCAGCGGCAGCAGUGGAGCAUCAGCGCCGGCCGGGCGCUGCAGGAGAGCUUCACGCCCAGCUGGGGGCCCAGGCGGCAGCUGUUUUAGGGGAGGGUGUGUAGUUGAGCGGAAAAAACAAGAGCAGGAGGAGGAGGCGCGGUAGCAGGAAGUGGGAGGGAGAGAGGGGUUAUGGGAGCAGGGGCAGAGCUGCCCCAAAGGUGAUAAGAAGGGCGGAGGGUGGCUCCGGGAGGUCACAAGUGAUGCAUGUCGUGGGGCACGAUCGUAGGGGUGAAGGACGUAUGUGUAGGUAGGGGCGAGUGUGUGUUUCGUUGUUGACACGUGCCCCGCUCCAUUCCACUCCUCCACGGGGACGCGGGUUGCAGCUGCCCUCAUGCUGCUGUACUGCUUCUGGCGGUGAUUCAUUUUUGUACAAAUGGGGAGAUUUAAAAACCCCACAUGGGGGCUGAAGAGGAGACACGGACGUGUGACUUGGCUAACAAGCACAACUUCUCGACCCUGCACUCACUGCACAUACGGCCGGGCGGGACUUGCCUACCGGACACGUCCUGAAUCUACGGCGCCUAUUAUACCCGUACCUCUAUAUUACCUAUACCCCGUUCUCGGCGGUGAUAUGAUGUGGAAGUGCACCAACACACAUACAUUCCUACUCGCGGCCAGUUUUCUUAACACACCGCCGG